AUGCCGACCGAGGCUCCGAGCAAGAGCGACGCUCCAUAUGCCGAUAUUGAUCCUGACAUCAUUAUCCAAGGGUUGUUGCGAGAAUCGCAGACGGUGAGGCGAAUUGAUGUAGACCUCCCUGAUAAGGUGCGUGUGACAGAUCAUCGGGUGAGUAUGUCGUUUCCCGAUGAGAUGUAUCUGAGGUUCCCCGAUGCCGUCCUGGAGUAUCUCAAUCAGCGGGUCGAGGAGGAGGCUGGGACCGAAGGGCAUGAAGUUCCCGUUGCUCGGGAGCCGGCUCGGGGUGGUCAGGAUCAGCCCAUGCAGGUAGGCGAGGAGGGUGAGCUUCCCCAAGUGUGCGCCGGCGAGCGUCAGUCCCCCGAGACUUGGGAAGCAGAGAGGCAGUCCCCCCAGGUUUCGGCGGGAGGGGAGGGUCUUGGUGAUGGGGUUCGGGCCUCGGAGCCCACGGUGGAGGUAGAGAUCUCCGUGGAGGAGCUGCUGGAAGAGGUGGAGCGGCGUCAGAGCGAUACUAGUGCUCGUGCUCGCCUGGUGCAGGAUGCGGUUCUAGAACAGCUGGAGACCGUUUUUGGUGAGGAGGUGGGUGACCCUGUCUCGCGGGAAGUCAUCACUGUGGAUAGUGGGGAGGCGGAGGUGACCAGCCAAGCCGUUGGCGAGACAGGGCUGACAAUCGAGGUGCCCGAAGUACAGCCCGAGUCUGGAGAAGAUGUUGACAAUGGUAUAAUGCAGGCUGUGAACUUAAAUUACCACGCCUCGGGCGAGUUGGUGGCUCAUUUUGAUCGAGAGAUAGAGCGGCUACAAGGGGAGCUGGAGGCCGAGAGAAAUCGGGCGCGCGAGCUUCAGAAUGCGGUGGACCAUGGCCGGGUGGAGCAUGAGGAUAUUAGGCGAGUCAUUGAUGAAGGGAUCGCGAGGAGGAUGGAGCUGGAGCAAGCGCUAGCCAUAGAGGAGGCCCGUCGUCAAGAGGCUGAGGGUACUGUCGCUCCGCUGAGGGAGGCGAACCUGGAUUUAACUGGGAAGCUGCAGCGGGCGGAGGAUGGCCUGAGGUUGGUAGAGCAAGUUAGGGCCCGGGUGGCCGAGGCCGAGGAGCGUCUGCAAGAUUUGGAAAGGCAGGUCCGAGAACGCGAUGUCGAGUUGGAGCUUCGUGCUGCUGCCUUGGAGAGUUUGGCUCCCUAUCCGGACCGCGUGGUGGAUCUGGAGGGGCAAGUUGGGAAUCUGCAGAGGGAGGUGGACCAAUUACGGGAUGUGGAGCUGGAGGCAGGAGAGAGGGAGGCAGAGAUGGAGCGGCUGAGGAAGGAGCUAGCCGAGGAGCGGGCACGAUCAAGUGACUUCGCCGAAGAGUACCUCUGCUUGCGCGCUGCUGCCGAGACGCACAAGAAUAAGCUCGCCAAGGCUAGACUGGAUGGUGCGGAAAAGGCGGUGGAUCUCUAUAUCCGGAAAAAUCAUUUUCGAGAGAAGAUGAACAAAGCCUUCUCGGAUGGGGCCUUGCACUAG
Rosa rugosa (rugosa rose) is the source of this 1485-nucleotide messenger RNA. RefSeq lists its product as uncharacterized. Bases 1 to 1485 code for a protein of 494 amino acids. The transcript has 2 exons. The record is from RefSeq and is a predicted model, not a curated record. Lineage: Eukaryota; Viridiplantae; Streptophyta; Magnoliopsida; Rosales; Rosaceae.